This is a messenger RNA of Trichoderma citrinoviride, 1788 nucleotides long. RefSeq names its product pyruvate decarboxylase. Bases 1 to 1788 code for a protein of 595 amino acids. Lineage: Eukaryota; Fungi; Ascomycota; Sordariomycetes; Hypocreales; Hypocreaceae. The record is from RefSeq and is a predicted model, not a curated record. Gene Ontology annotation, molecular function: thiamine pyrophosphate binding; magnesium ion binding; carboxy-lyase activity. The transcript has a single exon.
AUGGCGAAUCCAGGCCUAGAAGACCAAGGCACCAUCGACCUUGCAGAGUACAUCUUGAGAAGAUUGAUCCAGCUCGGCGUUGGAACUGUUCACGGCGUUCCUGGAGAUUACAACCUCACCAUCCUCGACUACAUCAAGCCUCUGGGCCUUACCUGGGCCGGCAAUGCAAACGAGCUCAACGCAGGAUACGCUUCCGAUGGUUAUGGAAGAAUCAAGGGGAUCGCAGCCAUGAUAACCUCCUUUGGCGUGGGAGAGCUCUCUGCUAUCAAUGCCAUCGGAGGUGCCUUCGCUGAGAAGUCUCCCGUCGUGCACCUUGUUGGAACUGCCCCCCAGUCAGCUCAGAAGACCAAGGCCUGUGUGCAUCACACCCUGGGCAAUGGUGACUACAGAGCCUUUCCAGAGAUGAACAAGUACGUGACUGUGGCUCAAGCAAACCUUACCGACGCCGAGUCAGCCCCGGGUCUGGUCGACGCAGCCCUCAAGGCUUGCAUCUUGCACAGUCAGCCGGUAUACAUCCAGCUCCCAACCAACCUGGUCAAGGCUCAGGUGCGGGCUCCCACGACGCCCAUUGAUCUUUCACAUCCCGGAUACGACGAAGGAUACGAAAACAAGGUGCUGGAUGCCCUUGUUGAGAAACUUCAGAGCGCCAAAAAGCCAGUGAUUCUCAUGGACGGUUUGACCGCCCGCUUCCACAUCAACGAGGUGAUCAACGAGUUCGUACGGAAGACUGGCUUCCCUACACUAUCCACACCAUUCGGAAAAGGCAUCGUCAACGAAAAUCUGCCCAACUAUCAGGGCAGCUAUGAUGGCGCCGUUGGAGACGAAUCCACCAAGCAGCAAAUUGACGACGCAGACCUCAUACUGAACUUCGGGCCGUUGUACUCGGAUGUAAAUGCAAUCGGCUUCAGCGCUGUGCCCAGGGCGGAUGUCACAGUCGUCUUUGAGACUCACGCUGUCAAGUUUGGCCCGGAGCCGGCCGACCCCAAAGGCCGUGCCAUCCAGAUCAAGUCCUUCAUGACGAAGCUGCUCAAGCGCCUCGAGACCACGCAGCUACCCAAGAUCCAGCCAUUCACCAGGGGCGCUUCUGUCUCGCCGAAUCUGCUGAAAGCCCUCAAACCGGCUGCGGAUGGCGAUCCCCUCAAGCAGGACGAAUUCUGGUUGCGCAUGUCCAAGUAUCUCAAGCCCGGAGACCUUCUCCUCACAGAGGCAGGGACGAGCUUUGCGGGCGCGAAUACGUUCAUUCUCCCGGAAAACACCAUCCUUCUGAACUCUUGCCUAUGGCUUUCCAUCGGCUAUACGCUUCCCGCCCUGCAGGGAAGCGCUCUGGCUCAACGAGAACUGCGCAAGGAGGGCCACAAGGAAGGCACUCGCUCAUCGGGUCGAGCCAUCCUCUUUAUAGGUGAUGGGAGCCUUCAAAUGUCCGUCCAGGGAAUCAGCGACAUCAUCCGGAACAGGAUUGAUGCUACCAUUGUCGUCAUAAACAAUGACGGCUACACGGUCGAGCGAGUCCUUCACGGCUUUGAGGAGAGCUACAACGAAAUUCAGCCCUGGAGGAACACUCUGGCCCCAGCCUUCUUCGGCGCGCCGGAGAAUGAUCCUAAUUACCCCGUGAUCACGGCUCAGGUGAGGAACUGGGGAGAGUUGUGGAGUGUGUGGGAACGCAAGGACGUCCAGGCCGGUAAAGGUCUGGCUAUGAUCGAGAUCUUCAUGAACUGGGCGGAUGCUCCAAAGUUGCUCGUGGAGGUUGCUGCCUAUGUAGCCAAUAGAAACAAGGCGAUGGAGGCAUAG